AUGUUCGGGACAGGAGACGUCCAGCUGCAGCGUGCGCAGGAAUACGCAGUGCCGCCACCCAAGGGCCAGCCCUACGGCGUUCCGCUGCCCGGGUCACAGACGGAAGGACGCAGCGCUGUGUACCGCCAUUGGAGAUUUGCAGACAAGCCGCUGCUCGAGACGUUGGACCCCGCCAUCAAGACGGCCCACGACGGCUUUGAGGCGGCUGCCGCGAGAUACCCCAAGAACAGGUGCCUGGGCCACCGUCCGUACGAUCCCGUCACCAAGAUCUUUGGCGCAUACGUAUGGCAAGACUACCAGACCGUCCAGCGACGGAGAAAGAACUUCGGCGCGGGUCUCGUGCACCUGCACAAGCAGGCGGGCGUGACUGCCCAGAGCUAUGGCGUGGGCUUGUGGUGCCAGAACCGGCCCGAGUGGCAGAUCACUGAUCUGGGAUGCAUGUCACAGCGCCUAUACACUGUUUCCCUGUACGAAACCCUGGGUCCCGACACCGUUGAAUACAUCAUCAACCACGCAGAGCUGAACUGUGUCGUCACUUCUCUGAACCAUGUAGUUACCCUGCUGAAACUGAAGCCGCGCCUACCGACCCUCAAGCUGAUUGUUGUCAUGGAUCCGCUCUCGGCUGGCGAACAAGCUGGUUUCUCGAAAAGCGAUCUCUUGAACGCCAUGGCGACUGACUUGGGUGUCUCCGUCCAGUAUAUCGGAGAUGUAGAAGCUCUGGGCGAGAAGCAGCCUUUGCCAUACAACGCUCCUACUCCCGAUGACAUUGUCACCAUCAACUACACAUCCGGCACCACCGGAGACCCCAAGGGAGUCGUCUUGACACACCGAGCUGCGCAGGGAGGAAUUAGCUCCUCGAUGAUUAUGCUCGGCGGCACCAAUGACGGUGUCUAUGCUUCCUUCCUUCCGCUUGCCCACAUCUACCAGCGCUUAGGAGAGCACAGUGCAUUGAGCACGGGCUCGUGCAUUGGCUACUUCCACGGCAACAUCGCAGAGUUGGUGGACGAUCUCAAGGUUCUGCAACCCACCCUCGUCGCAGGUGUACCAAGACUGUACAACAGGUUCGGGUCUGCCAUCAAGGACGCGACCGUCCAACAGGCCGGCGCCAGAGGUGCACUAUCUCGCCAUGUUGUCUCCAAGAAGCUCGCCGCCAUCCACGACAAGCAAAACCCUAGCAACACUCACAUGCUCUACGACCGCAUAUGGUCCAAGAAAGUCGCCGCUGGCCUUGGCCUCGACCGCGUCAGGACCAUGGUCACCGGCUCCGCGCCCAUCGACCCCUCCCUCCUCCAAUUCCUGCGCAUCGUUUUCAGCAACAACUUCUCCCAGGGCUACGGCCUCACCGAAACCUACGCAAUCGGCGUCGUCCAAUCCGAGGGCGACUUCUCCGCCGGCUCCUGCGGUGGCCCCGCCCCCUGCGCGGAAGUCUGCCUCCUCGACGUCCCUGACAUGGAGUACUCCUCCAUGGACAAGCCGUACCCGCGCGGCGAGCUGCUCAUGCGGUCCACCACGCAGUUCCGCGAGUACUUCCGCAAUCCGGAGGAGACGGCCAAGGCGGUCGACGCCGACGGUUGGUUCCACACGGGCGACAUCUGCUCCGUCGACGAGCUCGGCCGCUUCAAGAUCAUCGACCGUAGGAAGAAUGUGCUCAAGCUCGCGCAGGGCGAGUACAUCUCCCCCGAGCGCAUCGAGAACGUGUAUCUCGCCAACUGCGGGUGGAUUGCGACCGCGUACGUACACGGUGACAGCCACCAGGCGUUCCUCGUUGCCAUAUUCGGGGUUGCGCCGGACAUGUUCCCCGCCUUUGCGAGCAAAGUGCUGGGCGAGAAGAUUGCGGUUGGCGAUGUUGAGGCGCUCAAGGCGGCGCUGAAGCAUAAGAAGGUGGAGAAGGCGGUGCUGAAGGAACUUGACCGUGUGGGCAAGAAGAACAAGUUUAACAACUACGAGAAGGUGAAGGCGGUGAGGUUGUUCUUGGAUCCGUUUACGGUAGACAACCAGCUUUUGACGCCGACGCUCAAGUUGAAGCGCCCGCAGACAGCGAAGGCAUUCCGAAAGGAACUCGACGACUGCUACGAGGAGGCGCUCGCCGAGGAGGCAGCCGGCAAGGCGAAGGCGAAGCUAUAG
Molecule: messenger RNA, 2124 nt
Organism: Paraphaeosphaeria sporulosa
Lineage: Eukaryota; Fungi; Ascomycota; Dothideomycetes; Pleosporales; Didymosphaeriaceae
Product: long-chain-fatty-acid-CoA ligase/ protein binding protein
Exons: 4
Coding region: 1-2124 (707 amino acids)
Biological process (GO): long-chain fatty acid metabolic process
Cellular component (GO): membrane; endoplasmic reticulum
Molecular function (GO): long-chain fatty acid-CoA ligase activity
Source: RefSeq, a predicted model, not a curated record